This is a messenger RNA of Electrophorus electricus (electric eel), 2667 nucleotides long. RefSeq names its product protein phosphatase 2, regulatory subunit B'', beta (gene ppp2r3b). Gene Ontology annotation, cellular component: protein phosphatase type 2A complex. Lineage: Eukaryota; Metazoa; Chordata; Actinopteri; Gymnotiformes; Gymnotidae. Gene Ontology annotation, biological process: protein dephosphorylation. Gene Ontology annotation, molecular function: protein phosphatase regulator activity; calcium ion binding. The record is from RefSeq and is a predicted model, not a curated record.
GGGAAACGUGAGUUUGAUUCAAAGUGAACCCCGGUGAAACGACUACGGGACGUUUACCUAUCUAUAAGAACUAGCUACUGGUGCCGAGCUUUAGGUGAUUGUCAGUGCCAUCCCAAUUAAAAAUGCCAUCACCUCAAGCCUUGCAGCCAGUUCUGAAGAUGAAGGUGGAUGAGCUCUUCCUCAACUGGUUGAGUGAGCCCAAUACGCAGGUGAUACUGAAGGACUACCUCAGAAAGAUCAAGAAUGGAGACGAGCUAGAGUUUGCACAGGGGGAGUGUAAUGGGAGGGAUUCUCUUGUUUUCACGGAAAACAACAACGUCGCCUCUAAGAACAGUAUUACAGAGAGGACUUCUGCUUCAUUCAGCGCUUCCUGUAGCCCGCCCUCUGCCACGUUGCCAUCUGGGAGUGGCUGCAGUAACAGAGUGGGACCCAGCAGCAGGGCACUGCGACGCUCCAUCAGCAUUAAAAAGACUCAGGUUAAGAAAGAGGAGGCCGUGGUGCCAGCUCUAAGCGAGAGCAUUCCCAAGUUCUACUUCCCUCGAGGGCGCCCCCAAGCCAAUAUCAACAUUGACAAUCUCAUUUCCAAGAUAGAGAAAAUAUUUUCUCAAUUCCCCGAUGAAAGAGUGACCAUUGAGGACAUGGGGAAGGUGGCCAAGGCCUGCGAGUGUCCUCUCUACUGGAAAGCUCCAUUGUUCUACGCUGCUGGCGGAGACAGGAGAGGAUAUGUGUCUGUUCACAAGUUUGUGGCAAUGUGGAGAAAAGUGCUGCAAAACUGUCAUGAUGACGCGUCCAAAUUCAUUCACCUCCUGGCCAAGCCUGGCUGUCCUUAUUUGGAGCAGGAGGACUUUAUCCCAUUCCUGCAGGAUGUGGUGGAUUCACAUGCAGGUCUUGCAUUUCUGAAGGAGGCAUCAGACUUUCAUUCACGCUACAUUACCACAGUAAUUCAAAGGAUAUUUUACAAUGUCAAUCGGUCAUGGACAGGAAAAAUAACAUGUUCAGAACUCAGAAGAAGCAGUUUGCUUCAGAAUGUGGCACUACUGGAUGAAGAGGAUGAUAUCAACCAGCUCACUGAAUACUUCUCCUAUGAGCAUUUCUACGUCGUCUACUGUAAAUUCUGGGAGCUAGACACUGACCACGAUCUGUAUAUAGAUCAGAGGGACUUGGCACGGCACAACGAUCAAGCUAUUUCCCACAGAAUGAUCGAGAGAAUAUUUUCAGGAACGGUAACAAGAGACAGGAAGGUGCAUAAAGAGUCUAGGUUAAGCUACUCUGACUUUGUGUGGUUUCUCAUCUCAGAGGAGGACAAGAAGACUGAGACCAGCAUUGAGUACUGGUUCCGAUGUAUGGACUUGGAUGGCGAUGGAGUUCUGUCUAUGUAUGAGCUCCAGUAUUUCUAUCAGGAGCAGUGUCACAAGCUGGAGGCCAUGGCCAUUGAGCCUCUGCCCUUUGAGGAUUGUCUCUGCCAAAUGCUGGACUUGGUCAGGCCAGAACUCCCAGACAAAAUCACCCUCCGAGAUCUGAAGAGAUGCAAGCUCGCUCAUAUAUUCUUUGACACUUUCUUCAAUAUUGAGAAAUAUCUGGAUCAUGAACAGAAGGAUCCCUUCAUGGUUGCAAAGGAUGCGGAGACUUUGGGGCAGGAGAUUUCUGACUGGGAGAGAUAUGCUGCCGAGGAAUACGACGUGUUGGUUGCAGAGGAGGCGGCCAACGAGCAGUACAAUGAUGGCUAUGAAAACAUCCUGGACCCAAUUGACCAUCACAUCACCAGUGAGUUUGACCUGCAUGGAGAGAAGAGGCACCUCUUUGAGAUCCCAAACCCUCACUGUAACCUGGACCUAGACGAGUAUGAGUACCUGGACGAUUUUGAAUGACAGUCGCUGCAGCGAUACAAAUGUCCCCAGAAACCAUCCCCAGAAAGCCAACACCCAGCAGAGCACGACCAUGCAGGCUGUCCGCACUAAACCAUGCCUGGAGCUAUUCUCUGAACAGGACAUCAACUGAGCCACCCGCAAAAGCUCUCAAGCUGAUGUCCACUAUAACUGGCCAAGACACCAAUGUCCUGGUCAGACAUAUCAUGUGGAAGGGUUGUGCUAGCCCAGCAUCAAAGUACCUAUAAAAAGCCUGAUUGCUAAUAUCUAUAUCUAUGCAUGAUGGGCAGUAUGUGUGUGCAAGGCCUGUUGAGCACAGGGCCCUAAAGCCAGGCCACUGCGGUACAUAUGAAAUACUAAAUGCGCACCAAGUACAUAAUAUACAUUUUUUACCAUCUAGAAUUGGCUAAUAUGAAUUCAGAGAUUAACCAAAGUAAUUUCUGACUGCAGCUUGAGUUCAUGGACAGUGCAUUUCUAAUGCAGCUGUGUCUAAAUGUCUAAAAAUGUCUCACACCAUCAAAGGCCCUGUAUGGAAAAACCUCUAAAAAUAAUGUACCUGUCAGCCUCGAACUUUUGAUGUUUCACAGAUGUGAAAACUGUUUUAAAAUUAUAGACAUAUUUAUAAAUAGUUGUAAAUAUUUAUUUGAGCUUGCUGUGUUUUCUUCAGUGUUUAGGUUUAUUUCAGCUAAAUGUUUUCAACAAAUCAUGUUUGGAUUUUUUUUUCUAUAAACUUUACUGUCAUCCUUGAAAAACGCUUUUUAUGUUGUAUAAAAUGAGGUCAAAUAAAGUAUUUAGAAGUUAA